Molecule: messenger RNA, 2500 nt
Organism: Microplitis mediator
Lineage: Eukaryota; Metazoa; Arthropoda; Insecta; Hymenoptera; Braconidae
Exons: 3
Coding region: 314-2071 (585 amino acids)
Source: RefSeq, a predicted model, not a curated record
UAUCUCUGCGAAAAUGGGAAAGUAUGCAAAUAUCGUUUCUGCGCAGGUCGAAAUUUCGACAAUAUAUAUACUCCUCCUCGACGGGAAGAAAUUAUUAUUCCGAAAAAAACCGUCAAACAUAGUUAUCACUAUUGAAUAAAAUAAUUAUUUUUUAAUUGUUCGAACAAAGCGAUCAGACGGCUGUAUCAGAAGUAUCGGCUAAUUUAUUUAUUUAGAUAUUAUUACAAAAUUAAAAUAAUUUUAUUAUUUUAAAUUCAAUCUCGAGUCAACUCAAUAAUCUACUUGUUUUAGAAAUUAAAUAAAAAUAAUCACAAUGAUGUUGAUGAAGAAUAUUAUUCUGAGUGCAUUGUUCGCUAGUGUUUCGUGCGUUGAAUUUAAAAACUCCAAUUUAUCACCAACGAAUCCUCCAAUCACACACACAAAUAUGGCUCAACUUUUUGAACUUUGUUUUGCAAAUACAUCAAAUCCGAUAGUCAUAACUGAGAAUUUAGUAGAGACAUUUCACAAAAAUUUGUCCGUUACAAUAAAGGCGCCUGUCGUUAUCAUCAACGAAAAUUUCAUCGCCAAAGAUAUUCAGCUGUACUAUCCAACUUACCCGAUGUAUAUUUUAUCGGUGUCGAGUUAUGCAGAAUUGGUCAAAGUCUUAUUGAGAGCGAUUCGUUUACCGUUACGGAGCGAAAAAUCUAUAUUUUUUGUGAUCUACGAAACCGAAAACUCUUGCGAGCGUUCAUGGGAAAUUCUCGCCACACUGUGGCGGGCUCUACUGUUAUCAUGUAUCGUAGUGUGCUCCAGAACCGGUAAUGAAACCAGUCUGUAUACUUAUAAUCCAAUCACAAGACGAGCACCCGAUCCUUGGGUCGAUAUUAGCAUGCAUUUUUCUGACAAUCGUAAUCGACCAGUGUUUCUUUACAAUCAAACUUUCACAAACGAUUAUAAAAUAUGUGAGACUCUGUUUUUCGACAAAACUAAAAUUCUUGAUGGCUAUCCCGUUAAAGUUGCCAAAAUAGGAAAUAAUUAUGCUGAUAUGAAUUUGACAUUCGAUUCUUUAAACAUAAAACAAGAGAGUACAGAAUUUGGAAUUAAGGAUGUGCAUUCAUUACUUGCAUUACUGAACAAUGGAACUUAUGAUGUCCUUGCAUUCUACACUGUGGGUCUAUUCCAUAAUUUUUUACACACAGUGCCAUUGAUGUACGAAGGAUCUUUUAUCGUAGUGACACAAAACGUAAAUUUUCGAUCAGCAUCCUAUGAAAUUGCAAAUGUAUUAGAUAUUAAUGGAGCCAUAGCGAUAAUUUUUAUUCUUCUUCUAAUAACCCUCUUGAUUGUACUGCACAAUAAGUAUCAAGUCGGAUUGGCUGUUCUGGAUGUCCUGAAGCUGCUGAUGAGUAUGGGGAUCAAUGCACCUCUCGACCGUCUCGCCAUGAAAAUCACCUUCUUCACGGGUUUUUUUUUUGUUUUUUUAUUUAGUCCAAUGCUUGUGGGACAAAUAUUUGCCGUAUUGUCUCGUCCACCGACUUAUAACAUGGAGUCGCUUAAAGACUUGUACGAUCAUAAGUAUCACGUAUAUUAUUGGGAGGGAAUUCAUAAUGAAAUUGUAGAAAAGCAAUUAUGGAAAACUGAUGAGGAUAUGAAAUACUUACAUCUCGAAUAUGUCAGCCCAGGCGAUUGUUUAAAACUACUUAUUGAAAACAACACGGUCGCAUGUAUAUUUCGAAGAUGGGAACUAAUUGACUACGCUGUUAAGCACAAUUUGCAUAUAUCCAAACGUUUCACGCUGAAAGUGCGAGGUUUUUAUAGUACGUAUGGAUUUUGGUCAUUGGCGGAUCGAUUUUACCGCAAAUUAUUAGACCUACAAGAAUUGGGAUACCUAGGUAAAAUUGACAACUUUUACGUGAACGGACCGCUGAAGAAAAAGAAAGCUAAGGAGAGAAUAAAAAAAAUCGUUGAUUAUCACACUAUUGACGCCGUAGAUUUAACAAAUUUAUAUGUAUUUAUGGCAUUUUUCCAGUUCUUGGCCAUUAUUGUAUUUGGUAUUGAGUAUAUUGUCGGACGUCAUCGCCGUCCAAGACAAUAAAAAAUAAACAUCCGUUAACUCAAAAAAUAGUGUUUCUUAAUAAGUGUAGUCGUGUGUGCCUCGGCUUCAUAAAUACGAUCACUUGGAUUAUAUUUCGUUUUCAGAAUUCAAUAUCAAUUUUGUUGAAUUAAAUAUUUUAUCAAUUAUUAGCUUACACAAUUUGUGAGUGUGAAAUCAAACUUUUGAUUGUCGGCUGUUAAUUUCCAUACUAAGAAUUAUCAAAGUAAUUGCUUACAUACUUUUUCAGUAUUUAAAUAUUAUUUUAGAGACUGCAGUAAUUGAGUUAAUAAAAAAAUAUAUAUUUUUCUCAACUUCCAAGUCGUGUUGUGAUAAUUUUUGAAUUUAUCUCUAAAUAAUGUAAAUUUUAUUUUGUAUAAAAAAUAAAUAUUUCAUUGCGGCACCACAGAAUUAAUUAAUCUCAAACUUGAC